ACCCCCCUUUGUCUGAGGCUGGACUUGAACACAGGUCUCCCUGCUCCUCGUCCAACCGCUCCACCGUGCCAGCUCUGCUCAGGCGUCUUCUAUGUGCGGCAGCAUUUGCAGAAUUAAAUUCAGCAGCAAAGGAUGCUCACUGAAGAUCUUCUUUCUUCCGCUAGCCGCCUCUUCCCACGUCCUGCGCUAUUUCUUCACUGGCAUGUCAGAACAAGACCAAGGCCUGCCCCAGUUUGUCAUUGUGGGCUACUUGGAUGACCAGCAGUUUGUCCACUACGACAGCAGUUCCCGGAGGGACCUGCCGCGCGGCUCCUGGAUUCAGAAGUUGGAGGAAGAUGAUGCCCAAUAUUGGGAGUGGCAAACUCAGCUCUCCCGCAGCUGGGAACUCUACUUCCAACUGAGCCUCUGGAACCGCUUCAACCACACCCCGGGCUUUCACACCUGGCAGUGGAUGCACGGGUGUGAGCUGCGCCAAGAUGGACAUAAGGAUGGCAGUUCCCAGUUUGGCUAUGAUGGAACAGACUUUCUCAGCCUGGAUAAAGAGACCCUCACUUGGACGGCAGCCGACUGGCGGGCCCAGGUGACCAAGAGGAGGUGGGAGGCCGACCUGGUCUGGACCCAGGGGCGAAAAAAUUUCCUGGAAGGAGACUGCAUUGAGUGGCUACAGAAAUACCUGAAUUAUGGCAAGGAGACCCUACUCAGAAAAGAGCCCCCGGUGGUAAAGGUCACCCAGAAAGGGAGCUACAACAGGCUUGAGACCCUCAUCUGUCGGCUCCAUGGCUUCUACCCCAAAGAAAUUGAUGUCACUUGGAGGAAGGGUGAGGAAAUCUUGGAGCAGGAGACCCUCCGGGGUGGGACCACCCCCAACUCAGACGGGACCUACCACACCUGGAUCAGUAUCGAGAUUGACCCCAAGGACAGGGAGCAUUAUAAAUGUCAUGUGGAGCAUGAUGGCCUUCUGGACCCACAGGAUUUCACCUGGGAGAAGCCUGCUGCAGUAGGGGCCAUCGUGGGCGGUGUCCUAGGUGCUCUAGCUGCUGCUGUCUUGAUGGUAACUGGGAUCAUAUUCUACACCAAAAGAUGCCGGAAGGGCUACCAAGCUGCAUCAAGGAACAGCCAAGAAUCUGCUUCUUCUGGCAAUGAUAUAGUGGAAUGACAUGUGAAUGAUUACCUGGAUCAGAAGUGAGUCCCCACGUGAAGCUGGUCAGCCGUGUUGGAGCCACAAGUCCCAGAAUUUCAGCCCAGGAGUAUGCUAGAUUGGCAGGCUGGCAUCUCUGGCAUCUUUCUUCUUCCUUCUAGUUCUGUGGUUCUGACAAUCCCCUGGGGUUGUUCACUGAUGCUGGAUUAAAUUUUCUUCACUUGCACUUUGGCUUCAGCAGCGUGAGGACCACCACGAAGGACCUAAAAAUGUGACACAGAUUACUCACCACAGGAUUAUCCUAGAUUUUCAAGAAUGCCUACUGGUUUUCAAGCAACCUAUAUGAUCUUCUCUAGCCUUGUUCUGACCCCGAUCCCUGCCUCCAGCUGCAGAAGUAGCUUGCCUAUUAUUGGAAAUAAGUCUUUAAUGGAUUUAGGGAGAUAGCACUGUUUUUCAUUUUAUUUUCUGAAUAAUUCUGUAUUAAAUAUAUCCCUAAUUUUUCAUUCUGUCUUAAAAAUGAGUGCUAUAUUGGAAAAUAAGAAUAUCAACUUCAGGGGGCCUUAAUGUGAUAUUUUUACAGGGCUUGUGGUCAGUUAUAUAGUGAAUUUGUCAUCUUAUUUAGAUUUAUGAUAGUGACUUUUAUGGUCAGUGUGAUUAUUUUGCGAUGCUAUACAUUGCUGUAAGCUGCUGCUGUAUGAGGUCUGCAGCAUAUAUAUUUAGUAAUUCAUACUCAAAGAUGCCCAAGAUUGCCUUAUUCAGAUAUGUGAAAUAAAUCCUCCCCCCCUCCCAAUCAAAAUUACUGUAUAAAUGAAGCAGGGCCUGAAAGUGCUGUUAGAGUUGGAGAACCAUAGAUUACAUCGCCAUAAUUGGGAGAAAUCUUAAAAAUGGCAUCCAACCAGACUAACGUUUCUUUUUAUGGAAGAAUCUGACUCAGAGGACAAGGAAAUUGGGUUUAUGAUUGCAAAAACAAACCACAGUUAGUGUUGUUCAUGGCAACCAGGAGGAACUUGGAAUUUGUGUUGAUUUUAUCAUUUCUUUGCUUCUGUGAGCUUUUCACCAUUUGACAUGAGUGUCUGCAGGAUUGAAGGUUUUUGUCAAAAUGCAAAAAGCUGAAUGUCACAUCAGUGCACCCCAAACUCCAUGCCUGUCACACGUUUGCAAUGUCUUAACAGACUUAUAAGAAGGGUGUUCUGGUAGAUUCCUUCCUGCAACCAGGACCUGGAUAGCUCCUAACACUAAUGUACCAUAUAUCUGAAGUGUGAAGGUCCGUAACCUCAAUUCCUGAUAGAGGGUUUGAACCCCACAGAUAAGAUCUGCCUACAUAGGUCUGGUGAGUCCCAAUAUAGCACAAAACUAACCAUGUCCUGCUUGCUGGUGGUUGGGGUAAGUUUAAGAUAGGAUUAAGAAGGAUAUUGCAAUAAAAAUAGAGAAAUUGUCAUGCAAGUCAUAUACUGUACAACUUUGGAACUAGAGAUAUGACAUAAAAUAACACCUGAGCUCUUCAGGGAAGGUCGACUGCAUAUACCACUCUGAUUAUAUAUAUAAGAGGGUUGAGAUUGGGCCAUGAGCUCUCCCUUUACUUCUUCUUCCUCUGGUCCUUGGGCACAUGAUGUAAAAUGGAUAACUCUGUGUGUGUGUGUAUGUACUGGUCUAUUGUUAUAGUUUUAGUAUUUAAGAAAAAAAUAAAGGAACAUGUCUCUCUCUUGGA
Python bivittatus (Burmese python) is the source of this 2846-nucleotide messenger RNA. The record is from RefSeq and is a predicted model, not a curated record. Lineage: Eukaryota; Metazoa; Chordata; Lepidosauria; Squamata; Pythonidae.